Messenger RNA from Dunckerocampus dactyliophorus (ringed pipefish), 2068 nucleotides. Its product is annotated as beta-1,3-galactosyltransferase 1. Gene Ontology annotation, cellular component: membrane. The record is from RefSeq and is a predicted model, not a curated record. The coding region runs from base 147 to 1289 and encodes 380 amino acids. Gene Ontology annotation, molecular function: N-acetyl-beta-D-glucosaminide beta-(1,3)-galactosyltransferase activity. NCBI's taxonomy places the organism in Eukaryota, Metazoa, Chordata, Actinopteri, Syngnathiformes, Syngnathidae. The transcript is spliced from 2 exons.
ACGGCAACCAUGCUUUUGGCUUCUUUGUUGAUCCGCUUUUGCAUCAGCAGAAAGUUAAGAGUCUUGCUUCUCUCUCAGGUUUAAAACCUGCCCACUUUAUGGUUUAACGUUUUAGUGGAGCUUUGCAUUUUUUCUCUACUUUGGAAAUGGAUAAUAGCUUUCAUCGUGAGGAGAACAUGGACAUGGAAGAGAGUUGUGAAAGCAGACAAGCAGUCCCACACAGGAGAGGUUGCGGUGGAAGACGACGGCACUCCUUUUUUUUUAUUCUGGCAGUGUCAGUACUUUUGUUUUUCUGCAGCAGAAACAUGGAAGAUGUUGCAUCUGACUGGAGACCUACAUUUUGGAUGCAGUAUAUGGCAACCAAAUGGUGGACUCGGUUGAAAACUGAAGCGUUUCUCAAUGUCUCAACGAACAACCUUUUUGGAGUUACUUCUGAAACUUCUCCAGUUAGUCAAAGUCCAUAUAUCGUGGCUUACCCCCAUGAGUAUCACUUCAUUAUAAAUGAGCCAAAAAAAUGUGAAGAUCAGAAAUCUUUUGUGGUUCUCAUGGUUCCUGUGGCGCCUCACAACAGGCGACAGCGCGACAUCAUUCGCAGGACCUGGGGUGGCAACAGGGUGGUGUUGGGCAAAGUAGUAACUGUCCUUUUCCUGUUGGGGCUCCAUACUGGAGAACCGGUGCCACAUAUGGAAGAACAUUUGCAGCAAGAGAGCAUUGAGCACCAGGACCUGAUCCAGAGCAGUUUUCAGGACUGCUACAAUAACCUGACCAUCAAAACCAUGGUGAUGCUUGAGUGGCUCAACUUCUACUGCUCUGAAGUCUCUUAUGCUAUGAAGAUCGAUUCUGACAUCUUCCUCAAUGUGCCAAAUCUCAUUACCAUGUUGCUGAAUGCUCAAAAGACAAACUACAUGACUGGACUUGUGGCUAGAGAAGCAGCAGUCCUAAGAGAUCACACCUCCAAGUGGUACCUCCCAGUGGAUAUUUACCCGAAACCUCAGUACCCGCGUUAUGCUUUGGGUCUGGCAUAUGUUCUGUCUUUGGACCUGCCGAAAAAGCUUUUAGAGGCUUCCAGACAUGUCAAAGCCAUUUACAUUGAAGAUGUGUAUUUGGGCUUGUGCAUGGAAUACUUGAACAUCCCUCCUACAGACCCUCCAAAUUGGGAUUACUUCCAGGUCUUUCCUGUGCCGUACAAUCGCUGUUCUUAUUCCAGACUAGUUGCCACCACCUUGGACAAUAAUACUGAUCUUCUGUGGGUUUGGAAAGACUUCAAUCAAGCAGGGAAGUCCUGCUGAUAUGCCAAAAUGGGCUUUAUAUGGGCUAGUCAUCCAUUUUGUACCAUUUCUCUUGUAAGGAGCAGAACCCUGUCCAAUCUGACUUUGCACCAAAGGCGGAAAACACCCAGGACUGGUUUGCCAGUCAUCUAUUACUUAUGUAGACUAAAAGUAGUCAGUAUUUAACAUCCCCAUAUAAACAAUUAUCUUUUUGUCUCAGGGAUUAUCAUCUACAUCAGGGAUGAGUAUUAUUUGUAAAAGUGUCAUACAAUCUGCUGUGCCUAUCUACUUCCAACAUCUAGCAGUUAUUUUGCAUUAAUACAUGCAUAAGUUGCACUUGCAUAAGUGCAAUGCCAGGUUAUAAUGACAGACCAACCCAAACAAACAGAAUUACAUUUUUUGAUUUUUACUGAAUGAAACACCCAGAAUAUCCAUGAAUAAUGGAAUUGGGAUUACAUGUCUGUAUCUGGGUAUCUUUGGAACUCAAUUAGCCAGCAAUGUUGUUAUACCUUUACUAUUCCUGAUCAAUAAGCAAAGAAAUCAAGAUAUGUUGUUAUUCAGACUGAAAGGUGAGGACUUGAAGGAACAUAUGAACAAUAAAAGCAGUCUGUCAGCCCACCUUUUGCUCUGUAGUUCACAUUUUUACCUUAAAUUGCUGACAUUUCUGUCUGAAAGUAUGGCAAAGGACACAGGGUGCGAUGAAUUCCAGGUGGUCCAGGUGGUGGUGGUUACAAAGAACUGUACUGUGUACUGCUGAAAGUCCAUGAGUUUUAAAAUUGUCUUGAAAAUAAAAAAAAACA